Messenger RNA from Diaporthe citri, 579 nucleotides. RefSeq lists its product as uncharacterized. The coding region runs from base 1 to 579 and encodes 192 amino acids. The record is from RefSeq and is a predicted model, not a curated record. The transcript has a single exon. NCBI's taxonomy places the organism in Eukaryota, Fungi, Ascomycota, Sordariomycetes, Diaporthales, Diaporthaceae.
AUGGCGUCGCACAGUAACACGGAACAGGAGGAGCCUACGACGAGGCUUCCGAAGACGGCGAGCAAAGUCGAUGCGGAAGAGGAAACGGAGAGCAACGUGGAGAGGGAGGAGGGGGAAAUGAGGAAGUGGUUUUCGACCACGUACGAGCGCGGCUUGAGAAAGCCCAUGAAGAAGCCUCUCACAGCACCUUGGGACCUGCCGAUCAGCGACGCAGACGUGGAAAAGCUCAUAGUCGGGUUCAGAUCUCGAAGCAUGGACGACAAAUGGGAUCUGCUGAUCGAGGAACCGGACGAAAACGGCAACAUGUCUAUCCACAUCAUUCGAAAUUGGUUACAGGAGGAGUGCUACAUCCUUCACAUUGUUCCGAAACCAAGCAGCGAUGAUGGCGAGAGUGCAACGGUCCAAAGCAUCACCUGGGAAGGGAACAAGGCGGGGUUGCAAUGCAGUGAAGAGCAGGCCAAGAAGGAAGCCGUUAUGCUGUCCAGAGGCUGGUGUCACUGCGAGUUUGAGGCGCUCCCGCACUACCCAUCCUCCAUGUUUUGGGAUCGUAAUGGUUAUAAGAGGCUGGAGGCGAAAUAG